AUGGCCGACCCACUAACUACGAUCGAUGGAUUCCCCUACUAUCAAUUCGAUAUCAAAAAUCAGGAUGAAUUUAAACGUGUAUCGGAAUUGAUUUCAACUCACCUAUCCGAGCCAUACUCGAUAUAUGUUUACUGGUACUUUCUUAACAACUGGCCACAAUACUGCUUUACUGUCAAAGACAAGCAUCAUAUCAUUGGUGUCAUAAUCUCUAAGCUCGAGCCACACAGAGGAGUUCGAUCGAGGGGAUAUAUCGGCAUGUUGGUAAUCGACCCAACUUAUAGGAAAAGAGGCAUUGCUAGCAAUUUGGUGAAAUUGACAGUUGACAAAAUGGCCAAGGACAAUGCUGAUGAAAUUAUGUUGGAAACGGAGGUGAUAAAUAAAGGUGCUUUGAAGUUGUAUGAAAGCCUUGGGUUUUUGCGAACAAAGCGGUUAUACCGUUAUUACUUGAAUACACAUGAUGCGUUUAGGCUCAUACUACCGUUGAGCGAUAAGUCACAUACAAGAAUCGCGUUCCUACCGCCAGCUUAG
Messenger RNA from Lodderomyces margitis, 528 nucleotides. RefSeq names its product peptide alpha-N-acetyltransferase. Gene Ontology annotation, molecular function: protein-N-terminal amino-acid acetyltransferase activity. The transcript has a single exon. The record is from RefSeq and is a predicted model, not a curated record. Gene Ontology annotation, biological process: N-terminal peptidyl-methionine acetylation. Lineage: Eukaryota; Fungi; Ascomycota; Pichiomycetes; Serinales; Debaryomycetaceae. The coding region runs from base 1 to 528 and encodes 175 amino acids. Gene Ontology annotation, cellular component: NatC complex.